AUGGUUUUACUUCAGAAUUGCUCAGUGCAUGGACCUUCUGCGCUGUGCGGUCAGAGGGAGUACUUCCUGGUUAACACUGUGAAGAAUGCGGACGAAGCCAGAGAACACUGCAGAUCUCUGUACACAGACCUGGUGAGCAUCACAAGCCAAGACGUGCUCCUGGAUAUCGAACAGCUGAUGAACAAAGACACUUCCAAUACCGACUACUGGAUAGGACUGAGGAGGGACGGUGGGUCUUGGGGCUGGGGAAACGGGGAAACUUUCAGCUACAGCAACUGGGGAGAGACAUGGAGCACUUCAGACUGUGUGACGAUCAAGACCUCUUAUUGGAAUUUUGGGGCAUGGCAGGUGAACAACUGCAAUGACAACAAGAAGUUCAUCUGCUACAAAGAUCUACAGAACACCACCACUGUUCAGUCUGACUCUCAGAACUCUCCAACCACCGGGGCAGCCACUUCCCAAACACCAGAUGGAGGAGAACAAUCCCAGCAGCCUUCCACGAUGGGCGGCACCUCUCCUCGAGCCAGCUCCCCUGGACACUCAAGCUCCUGGCUCUCUGGCACUUCACCCGCAGUAACAGUCACUCCAGUCCCUGAGGAGCUCCACCUGAUCUCUGACAGUAUGGUCUGGCCGGAGGCUUGGCAGUACUGCAGGGAUCACUACACUGACCUAGUGAGCCUCACAAGCCUGGCUGCACAGAACAGAGUGUCGGAGCUCGUCAGGAACAGCACUGCGUCGCGAUACUGGAUCGGCCUGCACAGAACCGUGGUGUAUGAUAAAUGGUACUGGGUUGCUGGUAAGGAUAAGAGGGCCCCCCUAAACUACACUAACUGGGCCCCUGGGGAGCCCAACAAUCCUUACUAUGAGCACUGCGGAGAGAUGGUGCUGAGGGAGGAUGGGGGGGCUGAGUGGAAUGAUCUGUGCUGCUAUGAAAAGCUCCCAUUUAUCUGUUUCAAAGGUUAA
This is a messenger RNA of Acipenser ruthenus (sterlet), 963 nucleotides long. RefSeq names its product macrophage mannose receptor 1-like. The transcript is spliced from 4 exons. NCBI's taxonomy places the organism in Eukaryota, Metazoa, Chordata, Actinopteri, Acipenseriformes, Acipenseridae. Bases 1 to 963 code for a protein of 320 amino acids. The record is from RefSeq and is a predicted model, not a curated record.